Molecule: messenger RNA, 5179 nt
Organism: Alosa alosa (allis shad)
Lineage: Eukaryota; Metazoa; Chordata; Actinopteri; Clupeiformes; Clupeidae
Gene: pld1b
Product: phospholipase D1b
Exons: 27
Coding region: 372-3587 (1071 amino acids)
Biological process (GO): phosphatidic acid biosynthetic process; regulation of microvillus assembly; cell motility
Molecular function (GO): D-type glycerophospholipase activity; phosphatidylinositol binding
Source: RefSeq, a predicted model, not a curated record
AAUAAUACAUGGACUCGGGGCGCAGGAGUCCACUGCAGCAAAUACCCAAUGCAGUCAUUCAGAAAUUGGUUUGGUUGUCGUUAUCAGGGGCGGUUACGUUAACUCCAAGAGAAGGGGGCGGUUACGUUAACUCCAGAGGCAAAGUAAACAGUCCAGCCAGUUAACAUGAAACCCAGUUACCGUAUAACAGCGGCACACAGGAAUAGGUCCUCUAGAUUAUGAGUGGGCGGGUCCUUCGCUAAAGUCAGCGAGGAAGCAACAGCAGCCAGUGGUUUGACAUUCUUCCGGACGCAUCUUCCUCGACAGUGGAUUAAACAUAUUUUUUGAGAUUUUCUUGAUGAGAGCCCUGGCCAGCAGGCUGACUAUUAGCCAUGCUGCGGCACCACGAGCCCACAACCAGCACACUGCAUCUAGUGGCUUCGGACAUGACAGAGAUCAUGGAGAAGUUAGACACACGAGAGUUGGACAUGGGUGAUGGGGGGGACGAGGUGUUUGACGGGAUUGAUGCCGGCAACCCAGACCUCCGCAUCCCCUUCACCGCCAUCUACAACACAACAGGCUUCAAGGAGCCAGAGACACGGGUCUACAUCGAGACCCUCGGCAUCUCCGCCAAAAUCCUGGAAGUGGAGCGCCCCAGGAUAGCCCAGGACCGCUUCAAUGUCACCACCCAGAGGAGCGUGUCAAAGGUGCUCCCUGCUGUUUUUAAAAUUGAGAUGAAGCAUGGGAACUUCACCUGGAUUGUGAAGAGGAAGGAGAAACACUUCAUGGAGCUUCACCGGGAGCUGCGCACCUACAAGACUUUCCUGAGAAUCCCACUGCCCACUCGCAGUCACACAGAACGUCGGCAGACUAUAAACAGGAACUUGGCACGUCAGAUGCCCAGUCUGCCACGAGGGGGUGGGGAGGACCUGGCCAGGGAGGAGCAGGUGUCCAGUAGAAGGAAACAACUGGAAGAUUACUUGAAUAAGCUGCUGAAAAUGCCAAUGUACAGAAGCUACCAUGCUACAACAGAGUUCAUUGAUGUGAGCCAGCUGUCCUUCAUUCAUGAUUUGGGAGCAAAAGGCUUGGAGGGCUUUGUUUACAAGCGGUCCGGCGGUCACCGGAUCCCUGGGCUCAACUGUUGUGGCCACAGUAAAAUGUGCUACCGCUGGUCCAAACGGUGGCUGGUUGUGAAAGACUCAUUUCUGGUCUACAUGAAGCCAGACUCAGGGGCCAUCUCCUUUGUCAUGCUGGUGGACAAAGAGUUCUCGAUCAAAAUGGACUCCAAAGACACAGAGACUAAGCACGGGGUGCGCAUCGACAAUCUGAACAGGACUUUGGUGCUGAAGUGCAACAGCUACCGUCACGCCCGCUGGUGGGGGCAGGCCAUCGAGGACUUUGUUCAAAAGUACGGCAGCGCCUUCCUCACCGACCAGCGCUUUGGCUCCUUCGCCCAGGAGCAGGUGGACAUCCCAUCCAAGUGGUAUGUCAAUGGGAAGACCUACAUGGAGGAUGUGGCUAAUGCACUAGAGGAAGCAAAAGAAGAGAUCUUCAUCACUGACUGGUGGCUCAGCCCGGAGAUCUUCCUGAAAAGGCCUGUCGUCGAGGGCAACUACUGGCGCCUGGACUGCAUUUUAAAACGUAGAGCACAACAAGGCGUGAGGAUUUUCGUGAUGUUGUACAAAGAGGUGGAGCUGGCCCUGGGCAUCAACAGUGAAUACAGCAAAAGGACACUUAUGCACCUUCACCCAAAUGUCAAGGUGAUGAGGCACCCAGACCACGUGUCCUCCUCUGUCUACCUGUGGGCUCACCACGAGAAGAUCAUAGUCAUUGACCAGUCUGUGGCUUUUGUGGGAGGCAUUGACCUGGCAUAUGGCCGCUGGGAUGAUUGCGAACAUCGCCUGACUGACGUCGGGAGCGUCACCCGAGCUAUGCAGAAUGCAGAGGCAGAAACUGAGGCGUCUCCCACCAUGGCCUCACCAGCAAAAUGCCCAGCUACCAGCAACGGUAAGGGAGUCCUGCCGGCUGACUCGCUGGACCAGCCCAAGCUGAAGGGCCAGGGCCGCGGCCACAAGCCCCGCUUCAGCAUCCGCCGCCACCUGCACAAGCGCGGCCUGACCCACGCCGACAGCGUCAGCACUAUCGACAGCGAGGAGGGUUGGUCUAACAGCAUAUCCAGCGAACACAAUUUGAUACCAGGUAGAUGGAUGGAGUUGAAGGUGGCCUCACCUUCUGGUCCAUCACUGCCGGGGGCAGAGUCUGCCCAGAACAUGCAGGCUGAUGUUGUGGGGCUCCUUGGUAAUACCCGCUUCUGGCAUGGAAAGGACUACUGCAACUUUGUCCACAAGGACUGGAUCCAGCUCGAGAAGCCAUUUGAUGACUUCAUUGACAGGCAUACAACUCCCAGAAUGCCUUGGCAUGACAUUGCCUCAGUGGUCCAUGGGAGGGCAGCCAGAGACGUCGCCAGACACUUCAUCCAGCGCUGGAACUUCACCAAGCUUAUGAAGCCUAAGUACAGGUCUCUGUCUUACCCAUACCUGCUACCCAAGUCUCACACCACUGCCAAUGAGAUCAGAUACCAGGUUCCCAACUGCACCAAGACAAAAGUACAGGUUCUGCGAUCGGCAUGUGAUUGGUCUGUUGGUAUUAAGUACCACGAGGAGUCCAUCCACAAUGCCUACGUCCACGUGAUCCAGAAUAGCCAACACUAUGUCUACAUAGAGAAUCAGUUCUUUAUAAGCUGUGCAGACAACAAGCAUGUGUACAACAAGAUUGGAGAUGCUAUUGCUGAGAGAAUCAUCAAAGCUUACAAGGAGAACAAGAAGUACCGUGUCUACGUUGUCACCCCUCUUCUGCCUGGGUUUGAGGGGGACAUCAACACCGGUGGUGGCAGUGCUAUCCAGGCCGUCAUGCACUUCAACUACAGAACUAUGAAUCGAGGGGACUGCUCCAUCAUCUCGCAGCUGCGGAGAGAUAUGGGGGAUCAGUGGAUGAAUUACAUCUCGUUUGGUGGACUGCGGACGCAUGCUGAACUAGAAGGCAAACUGGUGACUGAGCUCAUCUACGUCCACAGCAAAAUGCUGAUCGCUGAUGAUAACACGGUCAUCAUUGGCUCGGCCAACAUCAACGACCGUAGUAUGCUGGGGAAGAGGGACAGUGAGGUGGCAGUCAUCUACCAGGACACAGAGACAGUGACGUCAGUGAUGGAUGGAGAGGAGUACCAGGCCGGACCAUUCGGGCUGCGCCUCAGAAAGGAGUGCUUCAGCAUGAUCCUAGGGGCCAAUACAGACAGCAGUAUCGAUGUGUCUGACCCAAUCAGUGACACCUUCUACAAGGAAGUGUGGAUGACCACAGCAGCAAUCAAUGCCACCAUCUACCAAAGGGUGUUCCGCAGCCUCCCGUCCAGUGACGUGCGCAGCAUCACUGAGCUGGAGGGCUACCUGGCAAAGCCUGGCCUGGACAAGGAGGACCCUGCGCGGGCCCAGGAGGAGCUCAAGAAGAUCCGUGGCUUCCUCGUCCAGUUCCCUCUUCAGUUCCUUAGCGAGCAGAACCUGCUGCCGCCCAUCGGUUCCAAGGAGGCCAUGGUGCCCAUGGAGGUCUGGACAUGAGCCGGCACACCAGUGAGCGCCGCCACCGCAGCCGGACCGUGGAUCGCAUGGGGAGGGGACUCGUAGAGGGGUGGAGAAUCUCGUCGUCAUCAUCAUGUAAUGACUUCUUGCCAUCCAGUCAGAAAUGUCAUUUUGAAGAUUGAAUGCCUCGAGUCAGGGCCACCAGCAAUGCCGUCCUGCCAUCCUACACAGAUGAAGGAGCUACUGCCUGGAUACGACCUCAGUCAGAAGACUAAAGGGAAUGAGCCACCACUCUUCCCAAGUAACGGUUAACCCAAUGCAUGACUCUUAUUCUAUCUGUCUUUCCUCAAUGUCUAUGUCAAUCUCUUCUAUUACCGGUACCUUUUAUAGUUUUUUUUUUUACAUUUGUAAUUAACAUAUUACAGUUGAACACUAUGCAAUUACAGUGAUGUUACACUGCAGUCUACAUUGUUUUCACACAGUGCAUUUUAAGAGAGGGAGGGUAUUGACUGAGAGGAGGGGGUUUCAACCCUGUGGGAGUUUCAGAUGUCUUAAAAGACAUAAUGAUUCAGUACUGAUAUACUAGACGAUAACACAGAAGCAUUACCAAGAAUGCCUUGUAAGCGUUUUGUUAAUGUGUAUGAUUAGAAAGCAAGAGGUGCAAUAACACAAGUGCCAAUUAUUAGGACCCUAACUUAUGCAGUAUAUUUUCUUUAACAUUCCUAAAUUUCAUUAGUUUCUUGUUUUUAUGUAUCUGCCUUUAAACCUUUUUUAACAUGAACAUUCUACUACAUAUUUUGUCUGUAGUUCUGACCCUAAUACUGUGAUCUUACUGAAAUGUAUUUCAUUUGCCUGUACUUGACCAUUAUAAAGCCAUGAUAAGGAUGCCAUGAUAAGGAUGCUUUUGGUGAUAACAGUCAUUUGAAAAAAGAAAGAAAACACUUUGUAGGAGUGCCUUCAGAAAAGGGCGCUUUUGCCAUUCAUUUUUUUGGAAAUGUGGCAUGCCGUCUUUGGUGAAUCAGUAUGGUAUGGUGUCGAAAAUUGUUCAUUUGCCAAUUUUGUCUACUUGUGGAAAAGUCGAUGGAUAGGUGUCUACUGUCUGUGCGUGAAUUCUCUUGGCUCACUGGCUGAUGUGAUCACUGGCUGUAAGUAGGCCCUGGAUAACAGCAUGGCAUUCAGCUGUAACUUCCUAUUUUCAUGCAGUUUAACGCAAGUCAUUAAUUCUUAAUUACUUGUCAUAAAUAAUGUGAUGUGCUUCGGUCCAGUGCAUGCAUCACAAAGAAAAAAAUAAUACUUUCCAUCACAGAGUGUUGUGAUUACUUUUAAGCUAUCUCUGGGGAUCUUAAAUUAAAGUCUUGUCUUAAAGUCUGACUGGCUAAAUAAGUUAAGUAUAUCUAUAGCUGUUUGGGGACCAUAACACUCUUUUUCUAACUGUGUCUUGUCUUUCUCUUGAGGAUAUCUGUCUCUUCCUUUGCAAGGUAUUACUUUCACAUGUAUUGCCUUAUGUUGUUUUUGCACAGAAUGUCAAAUGUGUUGUAAAACCCAAUGAAGAUCUUCCUUGAUGAUAUGCAUCAUCUGUGUGCAUUGAUGUACAGGUUAUGCAAAUAAUUAAAUGCAUAUGAUUUCCAUAC